AAAGCCCUUUUAACUGUUGUUAUGGUCUUACAGCCAACGAGUGUGUGAAGACACAAUGACUGUGGUGAUUGGAUUUGAAGGCAGUGCUAAUAAGAUUGGUGUGGGUAUCAUCAGAGAUGGGGAAGUUCUGUCAAACCCCCGGCGCACGUACAUCACCCCACCUGGCCAAGGGUUCCUACCUGGCGAGACGGCCAAACACCAUCGCAGUGUGAUUCUCACUGUCCUCCAGGAGGCGCUUGAUGAAGCUGGGCUGAAAUCUGCAGACAUUGACUGUGUGGCGUACACUAAAGGGCCAGGAAUGGGGGCCCCUCUGGUGACAGUGGCAGUUGUGGCCAGGACAGUCGCCCAGUUGUGGGGCAAGCCAUUGCUGGGGGUGAACCACUGUAUUGGGCACAUAGAAAUGGGCCGUUUGAUCACCAAUGCCCAAAACCCCACUGUACUAUAUGUGAGCGGAGGAAAUACUCAGGUUAUUGCAUAUUCUGAACGACGUUACAGAAUAUUUGGAGAAACUAUCGACAUUGCUGUGGGAAACUGCCUGGACCGGUUUGCCAGGGUCAUCAAGAUAUCAAAUGAUCCCAGUCCUGGAUACAACAUUGAACAGAUGGCAAAGAAGGGAACCAAGUUUAUAGAGCUGCCAUACACGGUGAAGGGUAUGGAUGUGUCAUUUUCUGGGAUUUUGUCUUAUAUAGAGGACGCUGCUCACAAAAUGUUGAGUACAAGUCAGUGCACACCUGAGGAUUUGUGUUUCUCCCUACAAGAGACUCUGUUCGCUAUGCUGGUGGAGAUCACAGAAAGAGCCAUGGCUCACUGCGGCUCUCAGGAGGUUCUGAUCGUCGGCGGAGUCGGCUGUAACAUGCGUCUGCAGGAGAUGAUGGGGGUCAUGUGUAAGGAGAGAGGUGCUCGAAUCUUUGCCACGGAUGAGAGGUUUUGUAUAGACAAUGGAGCAAUGAUUGCACAGGCCGGUUGGGAAAUGUUCCGCUCGGGUCACGUCACAGAGCUGUCAGACUCCUGGAUUACACAAAGGUACAGAACAGAUGAAGUAGAGGUCACAUGGCGAGACUGAUGUUUUUGCUGCAACUGAUUACUUAUCAAUAUAAUUUGCACUAAAUGUCUAGUUGUAAUUCUUUUUUUUCAAUAAAGUCCAUGAUCCCAUCA
This is a messenger RNA of Rhinichthys klamathensis goyatoka, 1155 nucleotides long. RefSeq names its product O-sialoglycoprotein endopeptidase (gene osgep). Gene Ontology annotation, cellular component: cytoplasm; EKC/KEOPS complex. The record is from RefSeq and is a predicted model, not a curated record. Gene Ontology annotation, biological process: tRNA threonylcarbamoyladenosine modification. Bases 56 to 1063 code for a protein of 335 amino acids. The transcript has 12 exons. Lineage: Eukaryota; Metazoa; Chordata; Actinopteri; Cypriniformes; Leuciscidae.